AUGCGGGCGCUGCUGGUGGAGGAGGUGCGUGCCCAGCUCCAGCUGGCCAUGGCGGAGGGCGGCGUGCUGCAGCGCCUGGAGGGCGGCGCCGGGGACGGGCUGGCGAGGGCGAGGCUGGCGGAGUGCCAGCGCGUCAGCGACCACCACAAUUGCGUAUGGGAGAUCCUGGAAGCAUCGCCAAACCCCUUCCCGCCCACCCUACUCCUUUGCGCAUGCGCCCCCCUGGGGUCCACGGCGAUCCUGGUCCGCGUCACCUCCCUCACGCCGCACUACCGGCAGCUGGCGGCGCUGGCGCGCUGCGCGCGCCUGCCCCUGCCCCUGCAGCGCCUGCUGCUCGACCCCGGGGCAGCGACGGCAGGGCAGGGCGCGCCGCACCACGACGAUCCGCUUCCCGCUCCCCUCCGCAACGCGCUGGCGGCCCGGCACAACGCCUCCCAGCUCGCCGCCAUCCGCGGCGCACUGGUGGACUUCAGGCCGCCGUCUUCGGGCCGUGGGGACCAGCCAGGGGCCGGCGGAUGGGGUUCCGGCCCCUCCCUGACCCUGGUGCAGGGGCCUCCGGGGACCGGGAAGACGACGGCCAUCCUGGGCAUGGUGGCGGCCUUCCUGGGCUGCGCGGCGGGUGCCCGAGGUCGGGCGGGCGGCACGUUUGCGCCCCCUUGCUCGGACUCCCGGCCGGCGUCGGGUGAGGCCGUCCGCGUGCUCCUGUGCGCGCAGUCCAACGCCGCGGUCGACGAGCUGGUGGGGCGGCUGUGCCAGCGGGGCAUCCUGGACAGUUACGGGAAGGCACGUGCUGUGAGGGUGCUUCGGCUGGGCACGCUGGAGUCCGCCGCCCCUCGGGCCUCCGCCACACACAUCGAUGCCAUCGUGGCGGAAAUGGAAAGGGCGGAGGCGGGCGGCGCGGGGCAUGGCUUCGCAUGGGGCAGCCACGCCAGGGAGGUGCAGGACGUGGCGAAGGAGCUGAAGAAUGUGCUCCAGGACAUAGAGUGUCAGGAGAAUCAAGCAAGGCUGAUUCGCCCGAUGAUCUCAGAACUGCGGAACGAGUUGGAAAACGAGUCGUCCUCCCGACGACGGCGCCACGGCGAUUCCGAGUCGGCCAGUGAGUGGGAGGAGGAUCUGGAGGACAUCCAGGCCGCCAUGCAGACAAUGCGGGAGAUGUUGAGGGGGACGCAGAGCUCUCUUGCCAGCCUGAACCGCGAGAAGACAGAGCUGCUGGAAAGGAAGAACCAGGCUGAAGCCCGGAUGAAGUCCAGCAAGGAAUCAGCGUCGAGCAGGAGGCCUGAUCUGAGGGCCCAUGCGCUCAACCAGGCGGAGGUAGUGGCUGGCACGCUGAGCGCGCUGGGGGCCGACAUCUUCCCCCCGGGUCUGGCUUUCCAUGCCAUUAUCUGCGACGAGGCGGCGCAGGCGGUGGAGCCGGCGAGCCUCGUGCCCCUGCACCUGCUGGCGCCCGGAGGGAAGCUGGUACUAGUGGGUGACCCCAAGCAGCUCCCCGCCACGGUGAUCAGCUGUGGUGCUGCUGCGGGGAUGCUGUCGCAAAGCCUGUUUGAGAGGUGCCAGAAGGCUGGGACCCCAGUGGAGAUGCUGACGGAGCAGUACCGCAUGCACCCCGCCAUCUCGGCCUGGCCAGCCAGAUUCUUCUAUGAUGCAGAGCUGGUGGAUGGCCCAGAUGUCCACACCCUCGCCGCCCCCUUCCAUGCCCACCGCUGCUUCCCUCCCCUGGCCUUCUUCGAUUGCAUGGAGGGCAUGGAGAGCAGGGGGAGCGGCGGCUCCCUGGAGAACCGCGAGGAAGCUCAGCUGGCCCUGAAGCUGUGCACAGGCAAGCUGGUGGGGCGAGAGCUGCUGGGCUCGUACGGCGGCGAGGUCGAGUCGCUGGUGCUGCUCGCUCCCUACUCCGCGCAAGUGUCGGCAUUCAAGCGCCAUGUAUCAGCGAAUGCAGCGCUGAAGGGCCGGGUGGAGUGCUCGACGGUUGACGGCUACCAGGGGCGGGAGGCGGACGUGGUCAUAUUCUCCAGCGUCAGGGCGCGCGCGCAGUACUCGAGGGGAGGUGUUGGCUUCCUGGCGGACGCCCGACGGCAGAAUGUUGCCCUGACGCGUGCCAAGCGAGCGCUGUGGGUGGUGGGACGGGCCACCACGCUGCAGUGCUCGGAACCUUGGGCGGCAUUCAUCGACCACUGCCGGGCGCAGGGGUGCGUCAUUCCUGUGCUGGGGUCACAUGAUGACCUGCUGCAUGCGACCCACCAGACCUGA
Auxenochlorella protothecoides is the source of this 2244-nucleotide messenger RNA. Its product is annotated as putative ATP-dependent helicase C29A10.10c. Gene Ontology annotation, molecular function: helicase activity. Lineage: Eukaryota; Viridiplantae; Chlorophyta; Trebouxiophyceae; Chlorellales; Chlorellaceae. The record is from RefSeq and is a predicted model, not a curated record. The coding region runs from base 1 to 2244 and encodes 747 amino acids. The transcript is spliced from 10 exons.